UUCACAGGGUAUCAUUUGGCUCGUCAAAAGGAUCAAUGGUAGAAACGCUGGUAUUCGAAACGCCUACCCCGCUACCCGAACAUGCAGAACGAGAAUUUACAUUUUCACCAGAAUUAGGAACAAAUAAAUCAAGCACACAAAAUGUGAGCGUCAAUGUGGAUGAUAGUGGAAUUGAACUACAGGAAGAAUUGGAACGUUCUAAAGUUCGUGUCAAAUUUUUCCAAAGUGGUAAACCUCAACAAAUUAGUCCACCCGAUAAUAAUUUAGGAUUUUACGAUUUUGAGCAGUCAUUGUUAUCCGAUUAUUUAUCCAACGAUAUAAAUAAUAUUAGUGACAGUACAAUGACAGCCACAGCGGUGCCACCCACAUAUGAUAGGCAAAUCAGUACCGAAUCAGGAUGGGACAAUCCAUUCCGACCUGGUGGCGAUUUGUCAAGGGAAGCAGACGAAAUUGUAAAUAUGAUUAAAGGUGGUAAGCCAAUAACUCCAACCGGUGAUUUAAGUCAGAACUUUGUAAAUGGUGCAGCACAAACAAAUAACCACACACUAGAAAAUGGCACGGCUGUUGUAGAUGGUGCGACAAGAGCAGAAGUGUCGCAAGUGCAAUCGUCAAAAAAUGGAAUCAAAUCACCGCAAAAAGAUAAGAAAAAUGGUGACGCUGCACCGCAAACACAAAUCUCAAAUCAAGUAAUGCCCGGACCACAAUCCGCUAGCCAUGUUGUAAUCGAUGAUAAGAAGAAGAAGAAAUGUACUUGCUGUGUUAUCCAAUAGAAGAAUUUUUCAAAUUUUUUUUUUUCUUGUUUUUCGUUUGUGAAUGGUGCAAACUGAAAAUGGUGAAGUAAGGAGUGGAAUGAAAAUGUAAGAAGAUACGUUGUUUUAAACCUAAAGUAAAAAUUAAAGAAAAAAAGAAAAUGAAAAAAACAAUGCAAAGGAAGUAGAUGAACAUUUUGAGUAUAAACUAAAGCAAACAAAAAUGAAGCGAAAACAAAAAUUAUAUUUUGAAUAAUACGGAAAAUCAGAAAGUUUUUUUUUUAACGAAAAGAGGUAGAGACAGAUGGAAAAAGAGACCAUACUGAACUAAAUGCUUGAAUUUUUGGUAGGAAAUUUGAAAUUCUCUGUGGCGAAUUUUGAGAUUACGUAGACACUAUAAAGUCACCCAAAUCUUCAAUCUACACAAUGACCAAUAUAUAUUUCUGCUGAUACGCUUUUGAUAUUAUGCCGCUGCCACAAUGGGGAAUUAUUUUGUAGGGUCGUUUGAACAUUUUGUGCAAAUUUGAUUAUAAAUCCAACUGAAAUUGUGUGAGUAAAGAGAUAGACAAGUCAUUAAGCAGCAGUAAACCAGGGCUCGGUUGGGCAGGUUUUCUGGAAUUACAAUUCUCAGAGGAAAUACCAAAAAUGGCGCUGCCUAAACAGCUGCUGAUUCAGUAGGAACACGAACUAAUCAAGUAAUUGAAGGCAGAGACUUAUAAAGCAAAAAAUUUUCUUUUAUAUUUGGUUGAGGAAAAGAAUUGCAAUUUUGAUAGCCUCACGUACCAGCCUUGGUCUGUAUUCAAAAACAUAAAAUCUACAUGACAUCUGCAUAUGGCAGAGUGUUUUUAAGAAAAUAUGUUUUCGCUUACAACGCUUUAAUUGUGAGCGAUAUUUGUCCAGAUAUUUUUCCAGCUACUAGAUACUUUUAGUGAGAAAAAGAUUUGAACGGUUUGAUUGAGGGAUACGAUGCCAGUUUCGGCAAUCUUACAUUUCACGCCUAAUAAGUAAGUGAAAUUACGAUUUAUAUCGAAAUUCUGUAAAUGAACCGGAUUGAUACAAAUAAUGUUUUGAACAAAAUAGAAUUCGAGAGACAUGGAGAACGAGAGGUACGUUCAAAUAAACUUGCAAACAUUUCCAUUAUUUCCAUGGCAUUGUAGUUCCACAAGUGGAUCGAAUGCAAUGAAUUAAUGAAGAAUAGGUUACGAGAAGCCCCAGUGAAUUGUUUAUUGAAUAGCGUGUAGCUAGUUGCGUUUGAAAACGUUUUGCUGUAUAAAUUGAAAAUUUGCAAAUUUGGAACUGUGUGCAUAAGGGAGAAUUGUCGCUAUUCAUAUCAAAUUUAUAUAAAAAAAAGGUUCCACAAAAAUAUGUGUGUCCAAUCUUUCAAAACUCACAAAACGACGAAUUAUCACUCUCACAAUCACUUCACAUUCAUCCAUUAUCUUAUCGCUAAAGGAAUUUUUAGUAGAGAAAAUCAAACAACAACAACAAACGACAACCAAUUUUAACCCAAUCUUUUUUGAAUGUACCGCAGUGUUGAAACAGUUAUAAAUAUAAUUCGCACCAAUCGAAACAAAAACAUAAAAUUAGUCGAUGUGACUUUUUUUACUCUAUCGCUACCUACGAAAAAUA
Bradysia coprophila is the source of this 2378-nucleotide messenger RNA. RefSeq lists its product as uncharacterized. The record is from RefSeq and is a predicted model, not a curated record. NCBI's taxonomy places the organism in Eukaryota, Metazoa, Arthropoda, Insecta, Diptera, Sciaridae.